AAACGCUGUCGGUUGCAACUGCGUUAAAACCAAUUAGAAAAAUGUACAUUAAGUGUCUAUUUCGCAUUUAUUUUUGAUUUGCUAUGAAAGUCAGCAGUAGCAGUAGUAGUAGUAGUAGUAGUACAUAUUUAGAAAGGCCGCCUCCUACAUCCCAGGGUUUAGACGAUGUUUCUUUAGGAAAAGGUGAAAGAUAAUAUUUGGGGUGUCCUGAUCUCGAUAUUAAAAAAGCAAUGUACUGUUAAACCACUUUUUCUUUGGAAAUUAAUGGUAAAAUACUGUACCUAAUUUACAGUGCAGCAGCUACUGGGUAGGGUGAAGAGUUGAGACCUAGGAGGACCAGAGGAUCCCAGUAUGCCCUCUCACAACAAACGCACCUCUCCUUCCUACCAUCCCGGCAGCAGACGGCAUGAACACAGGCACAAGCAUAGCGAGCAUGUCUCCAACCCAGCCUACUCUUUCUACCCAGACGAGGAGCUCUUCCACUUCUACCGCUGGACCUCUCCUCCAGGGGUGAUGAAGAUCAUCUCCAUCAUCAUCAUCAUCAUGUGUGUAGCGGUCUUCGCCUGUGUGGCGUCUACGCUCGCCUGGGACUACGACAUGAGCACGAUGGGAAUGGGCGGCGGCGUCGGCGCCGGGAUGGGGAUCGGAGGCGCCGGAGGAUAUGGUGGGAGCUAUGGCAGUAGUUACGGCGGUGGCUCCUCCUACGGCAGCGGUAUCGGUGGAGGCUCGUCCUACGGCGGAGGUAGCUACGGAAGCGGGACCCAGACUGACCCGCUGGCGGGGAAGGGCUUCAUCAUUGCCAUAGCAGCCAUCACCUUCAUCGCCGUGCUCAUCAUCUUCAUACUAGUGGUGUCGCGGCAGAACGCGUCCCGCUCGCCAAAGUUCUACCUGGGGACCAUCAUCGUGUCUGCCAUCUUGGCAAUACUAAUGAUCAUCGCUACUAUAGUCUACCUGGUGGCAGUGAACCCCACAGCCCAGUCCUCAGGGUCUGUCUACUACAACCAGAUCAUACAGCUGUGUUCCCAGUACCAGAAUCAGAACCAAGCCCAGGGCAUCUUCAUCAACCAGUACCUCUACCAUUACUGCGUGGUGGAACCUCAGGAGGUCAUAGCCAUCAUCCUGGGAAUCUUGGUAUUUGUGGGUCUGAUCAUCCUGCUGGUGUUUGCUGUGAAGACGCGUCAGAAGAUCAGGCGCUGGGGCCCAGACAGAAUCCUCUGGGAGGAGGCCAAGGUUACCAGCAACAGCCUGCGCACACACACCAUCGGAGAGUGGGUGAAUAACGUGUCUGGUCAGCCGGACACUCUGGUGAAUGAAUACAACGACAAGGUGGGGGGCUCCAGGAACUUCCUGGACCAGCUGCCAGACCAUAGACCUCUGUAUCUGCCUGGGAGCUCAGACAUAACUAGUUCGUUGGGAGGACUGAAGAGCAAGCUGAGGGACUACGACACUGGUGCAGAAUCGGGAGGAGAGGAUCUGGACGAGAUCGACUUUAACACCGAGUUCUCUGCCAUCAUGAAUGAGCAGGAGCGUCUGGACUACAAGAGGGAGUUUGACCGGGACCAUCUGGAGUACAAAGAGCUGCAGGCUGAGCUGGAUGACCUCAACAUGGGCCUGGCUGACCUGGACAAGGAACUGGACAGACAGCCAGAGGGCAGCCCACAGUUCCUGGAUGCUAUGGAUAAGUACACCCAGAUGAAGAAUAUGAAGAAGUCCUCAGACUAUCAGCUGAAGAAGAAGAGGUGCAAGCAUCUGAAGGCCAAGCUGUCGCACAUCAAGAGGAAGGUCAGCGAGUAUGACCGCAGACGCUGAACCCUGACCACUAACCCCAGUCCAGAGCAGACUCCACCCUUGUCUGUCCAGGAAACUGGCCCCAAAAGAAAGAAGACCAUAAUGGGAGAGGGACCCAGAGAAGGCAUUUUUUCAAUGUGAAGUCAUAUGAACUGUUUUUAAGAGGGAGAAUUCUCUGAAUGUCUAAUAAUGUUUUAUUUUUUUAUUAAAGUUAGAUUGAUG
This is a messenger RNA of Salvelinus sp. IW2-2015, 2010 nucleotides long. RefSeq names its product occludin b (gene oclnb). Gene Ontology annotation, cellular component: cytoplasmic vesicle; apical plasma membrane; bicellular tight junction. NCBI's taxonomy places the organism in Eukaryota, Metazoa, Chordata, Actinopteri, Salmoniformes, Salmonidae. The record is from RefSeq and is a predicted model, not a curated record. Gene Ontology annotation, biological process: bicellular tight junction assembly.